CGGUCGCAUUGUAAAUCAAUUAUCGCAACAAACCAAAGCAGGUCUCUUUUACUGUGUUGCAUGAUUGUAAUUAUAUUGCGACUCAAAUUGAACGAAGAUGGCAGCCAAAAAGCGUACUGGGGCGACCGAGGCCAAUAAGUCAUCUUCAAAGUCGAAAACAAAAGCUACUAACGAGCCGGCGAAGCCAGAGGUGAAGGACGAGACCGAAGGUAAAGAUAAAUACGAUGCCCUGGCAGGCGAUAAAAAGAGAGAAAUCGACGCCGUACCAGAGGAAAAGCCACAGGAAACCACCGCCGAAAAAGAAACGAAGAAUGGUUCCAAGAAAGCUUCCGGGAAAAAGCGCAAAUUGGAACCAGAGACCGAGGCGUCAAACAAAAGCUCACGCCGAUCUGGUCGAGGUCCUUCGAAAGGACAAGCAUCACGAGAACAAUUAUACAACUUUCUUUUGACCAAGGAUGCCGAGGAUCUCUCGCGACCACAAGACGAGAAGGAUGACAUCGAAAAGAAUGCCGACAUCAAGACUUACUCAUCCUCAGUAUUUACCCCAUUUGAGGAGCUGGUCUGCGCAAUCAUUCUCUCUCGACCCAUCUCGCACCGUCUGGGCUUGCGAACAAUCCGGACCGUGUUCUCUAACCCAUACAAUUUCACAACCGCCCGCGCAAUCGACGAGGCAAGCGACGAGAAGCGGCACCAGGCCCUCUGGGAUGCAAGGACCCAACACAAGGGCAAAACAGCCGAUCAACUUGGCCUCGUCGCCAAAGUAGUCCUGGAGAAAUUCACAUCGAGCAAAGACAAAGACGGCGUGCAGCUGACAAAAGUGCUCGAGGACAGCGACGGCGACGUCGAUACUGCAUUGGAGACGCUGAAGGAAAACAUCAAGGGUCUCGGGGAUACCGGCCUGAACAUUUUCUUGCGGCGAGUACAAUGGCUGUGGGAUGCUGGUUACCCGUUCGUUGAUGGCAAGACUCGCAUAGCGCUCAAAGAACUUGGCCUCCCUGGAGAAGCCGAAGAAUUGAAGAGUGACCUCGAGGCUCACUGGAAGAAAUUGCACACCGAGCGAGUGGCGGGCAAGACCGAGGAUGAGAAGAAGCGGCGUGCUUUCGUCAUGAUUCUUGAACGCACGAUCGGAGCAGACCUCGAAAAUCAAUUACAGAGCCUCAGGGCAGCAGCGGCGAGCGCUUAGUGGAGAGGGCGGAAUUGUGUUUUGUUAGCGGGAAUGUACAAUACUCACAUGUAUACGAAAGAGAAGCGAAUAUGUAGGAGUUUAUAUUCCUGUAGUGAUCGUCAGUGUGCUUGA
Messenger RNA from Dissoconium aciculare CBS 342.82, 1297 nucleotides. RefSeq lists its product as uncharacterized. The transcript has a single exon. The coding region runs from base 98 to 1183 and encodes 361 amino acids. The record is from RefSeq and is a predicted model, not a curated record. NCBI's taxonomy places the organism in Eukaryota, Fungi, Ascomycota, Dothideomycetes, Mycosphaerellales, Dissoconiaceae.